Symsagittifera roscoffensis is the source of this 854-nucleotide messenger RNA. Its product is annotated as gamma-aminobutyric acid receptor-associated protein. Gene Ontology annotation, biological process: autophagosome assembly; macroautophagy; cellular response to nitrogen starvation. The record is from RefSeq and is a predicted model, not a curated record. Gene Ontology annotation, molecular function: ubiquitin protein ligase binding; GABA receptor binding. Gene Ontology annotation, cellular component: autophagosome membrane; autophagosome; cytosol. The coding region runs from base 54 to 413 and encodes 119 amino acids. Lineage: Eukaryota; Metazoa; Xenacoelomorpha; Acoela; Convolutidae. The transcript is spliced from 3 exons.
AACGGUUGUCUGAGUGUUAGGUUUCUUUUAUAGAUAAUUUUAAACUGAAAAGAAUGAAGUGGGUUUACAAGGAAGAGCAUCCUUUUGAGCAACGAAGAGCAGAGGGCGAAAAAAUCCGAAAGAAGUAUCCGGAUCGAGUUCCUGUUAUCGUCGAGAAGGCUCCUAAGGCGAGGAUUAAUGAUCUGGAUAAGAAGAAGUAUCUGGUGCCGUCUGACUUAACAGUUGGUCAGUUCUAUUUUCUGAUAAGAAAGAGGAUUCACCUGAGAGCAGAAGAAGCACUAUUCUUCUUUGUGAACAAUGUCAUUCCCCCAACCAGCGCAACGAUGGGGUCUCUAUACCAGGAGCACCAUGAGGAAGAUUACUUUCUUUACAUUGCGUAUAGCGACGAGAGCGUGUACGGAAAGGACGAUUAGAUGUAAGAAUAAGAAUACAUUGGAUCCUCCGAAGCAGCAAAUUAUCUCAAAUAGAUCAACUGUAAUGUAGUAUUGCAGCUCAUGAAAGACUAUUGAACAAUAGACAUAGCUAUUCAUAAUCUCCCCUCACGGAACCGGUUUUCUAUUUCAAAUUAAUUAGAUAAAUCAGUUGUAUUGCAAUAAAUUUGCUCUACAUGUAACUCAAUAGAAUUGAUAAGUAAUAAUCUUUAGUUAGUUGAAAAUAGUAGCCCAAUGCUCCAAUUAAGGUAUAGAUGUGCUUACGUUUAAUUUAGAAUGAGUGACCUUGAAACCUUUUAAUACCCCGCAACGUGUAUGCAAGUUUUCUUCAAUAAAAAUACUUCAUCGAAAGGUAAUGGGUUAUUGAAAGGUCACUAAAUGGAAGAUAUGCUUCAAAUAAGCCAAUUUUAAUAUUAUUUUACA